UUCACCGUCUGCAAGUGAAAUCUUCAGGAAAUAUUUGUUGGAUUCAAAAAGCAACAACGAGCGAAACGUUUUGCAAGUAAAACUGAAAUGGCUGAGAGGAAGAGGAAGCGUCCUGCCCUCACAGGGCCUCACAGCUCCUCCCCUGUGACGUCUGACAACUCAUCUGAUCAGAAGAUCAGCCCCGGCACAGAGCAACCAAUCAGUUCACAGAUGAGAGCGGAUGGGUCCACAAGUCCCAGCAUCCUUUCCAUGAAGAGUGACAAAUCCAGGGGCAUGCCAAUGAACUUUGGCAACGAGAACCCUGAACGUUCACAGAUGAGAGCCGAUGGGUCCAGGAGUCCCAGCAUCCUUUCCUUGAAGAGUGACAAAUCCAGGGGCAUGCCAAUGAACUUUGGCAACGAGAACCCUGAACGCUCAGACUGGGACCAGUCUGAUUCACCAGCAGCCGAACCCUGCCAGAAGAAACCCAAACAAGAUCCUGAAUAUCAGAGAGAUGACACUGGGGACACACCUCUUUUGGAAGCGAAGAAGGAACUUAAAGAAGCAAUGAAAAAGAAAUGCACUUCGAUAUCUGAAGGUUAUGGUGACCAACAGAGUUCGCUGAACAAAAUCUACACAGAACUCUACAUCACCACUGGGGAGAGUGAAGGGCCACAAGCAGAGCAUGAGUUCAGACACCUUGAACGUAAAAAAACACAAGCAUCUCCUGAAGGUACAGUCAGCCUCAGCGACAUCUUCAAACCUUUGCCUGGCCAAGAGAAAUGCCACAGAACAGUCCUGACGAAGGGCAUUGCAGGCAUUGGAAAAUCAUUUUCUGUGCAGAAAUUCAUUCUUGACUGGGCCGAGGAGAAAGAAAAUCAGGAUACUCAGUUUGUUUUCUGUCUUGCUUUCAAAGAGAUGAAUUUGAGCACAGAUACAAAAAGCUUGGACAAGCUGCUGACUGAAUUCCACCCUGCACUCCACAGUUUGAACGGUUCAACUGAUUAUGUUAAAACCAAGGUUUUAGUGAUCCUGGACGGCCUGGAUGAAAGCAGACUUCAACUGGACUUAGAGAACAAUAAGACUGUAACAUCUGUCAGUGAAGUUACAUCUCUUAAUAACCUCCUAUCAAACCUGAUCCAGGGUAACCUUCUUCCUAAUGCAAAACUCUGGAUAACUUCCCGUCCAGCAGCAGCCAAUCAGAUCCCUGCAAAGUAUGUCGACAUGGUGACAGAGAUAGGAGGUUUCAAUGAGUCACAAAAAGAGGAGUACUUCAGGAAGAGAUUUAGUGAUGACUUGACUCUUGCUGACAGAAUCAUUUCACAUAUCCAGUCUUCAGUGAGUCUCGACAUCAUGUGCCAGAUCCCGAUCUUCUGCUGGAUUUCUUCUGUGUUAUUUCAGGAUGUUUUCAGUGGAGAUGGCAAAGCUGAAACUCCUCAAACUCUGACAGAGAUGAUGGCAUAUUUCCUUUUUGUUCAGACAAAACAUAGAAGCAGAAAAUAUGACCAGAAGACUGAGAAAAAUGAAGAGAAUCUUCUGAAGACACACAGAGAAUUUCUCCUGAAACUCGGCAAACUGGCAUUUGUUCAUCUGCAGAAGAACAACCUCAUCUUCUAUGAGGAAGACCUGGAAGAGUGUGGCAUCAACAUAAAAGAAGCAUCUAUCCACUCUGGAUUUUGCACCACAGUUCUUAGGGAAGAAGAACUCUUUUCUCAGAGAAAGGUUUUCUUCUUUGUUCAUCUGACCAUACAGGAGUUCUUUGCAGCUCUCUAUGUCUAUGACUGUUUCACAAACAAGAAUACAACAGAGCUCAGCAACUUCCUUGAUGUGAAAGACAAAAAACAUACUUUACUUGAUCUUCUAAAGAUGACAGUUGACAAAGUAUUACAGAAGAAUAAUUGCCACCUGGCCUACUUCUUACGAAUGCUCCUUGGCCUCAUGGUUGAAACAAACCGGAGAGUCCUUCAGGGUCUGCUGACGUCACCGGACCCAAGCCAAGAUACUGAAAAGAAAAUCUUGACUUACCUCAAAUCCAUCCGAAGAAAGACCCUCUCUCCAGACCGUUGCAUCAGCCUCUUCCAGGCCAUGGUUGAGAUGAGAGACCAGAAAGUCAAAGAUGAGAUUCAGGAAUAUCUGAUGUUGAAAGAUCGUUCAAAAACUGAGCUGACUCCCCUGUACUGCUCUGCACUGGCCUACAUGCUGCAGGUAUCGAAGAAUGAUCUGGAUGUUUUGGACUUGAAGAGUUACAACACAUCAGAUGAGGGUAGAAGGAGGCUGAUACCAGCAGUGAAGAGCAGCAGAAAGGCAAUACUAGCAGACUGCAAAGUGACUACAGAGUGGGCUGAACAUCUGGCGUUUGAUCUCAAGUUCCCCAACACACCUCUACGAGAGCUGGACCUGAGCAACAAUGACCUGAAAGACGAAGGAGUGGAGCUUCUCUGUGAUGGACUGUCAAGUCAAUCCUGCAAACUGGAGAUACUGAGGUUGUCAGGUUGCAUGGUCACUGAGACAGCCUGUUGUUUUCUGGCCUCAGCUUUGAAAUCCAACCCCUCCCAUCUGAGAGAACUGGAUCUCAGCUACAACCAUCCAGGAGACUCUGGAGUGAAGCUUCUCCUUGAGCUGAAGGAUGAUCCACAAUACAAGCUCAGCAUACUCAAUGUUGAACAUGGUGGAAAACACCGGAUGAUACCAGGAUUCAAGAAAUAUGCCUGUGAGCUCACUUUGGAUCCCAACACAGCCCACAAGAACCUCCGUCUCUCUGACGGGAACAGAGAGGUGACCUGGGUGGAAGAGGAGCAGUCGUAUCCAGAUCAUCCAGAGAGGUUUGAUCAGUGGCCACAAGUGCUGUGUGAGCAGGGUUUAAAUGAACGCUGCUACUGGGAGUUCGAUGUGUUGAAGCCCUUCAACAUUGGGGUGACAUACAGAAGCAAUGAGAGGAAAGGGGAUGUGAAUGAUUGCAAGCUGGGACGCAACGACAAGUCUUGGAGUCUUAAUUGCUGUAAUGCUGAUUGUUUUGUUCUGCACAACAACGACCCUAUCACUGUAUCUUCCCUCCGCUCACGCUCUAGUCGGGUGGGGGUGUAUCUGGAUUGGCCAGCUGGCACUCUGUCCUUCUACAGAGUUUCCUCUGACAGUCGGAUUCGCCUCCAUACCUUCAAAACAACAUUUGAUGAGCCCCUCUAUCCUGCUGUUGAACUUCGCACUCAUUCCUCUGCAUUACUUUGUCAGCUACCAUAAACAAACUUUCACUGCACCACAUAAGUGACCUUAGGCGUAGAUUUGCAUAAGGUCGUGACAUGUCCUAUACAAGCAAGGGGCUACUUACUUGUUACUACCAAUAUUUUAAGCAAUCUAGACUUGACAUUUUAGAAACCACACACGAUUAAUUGCUGCUAUCCUCAGUAUCAAGGCAGGUUUGCGUGAAGUGAAAGAGGAAUAUGUACUGUAUCGUUUUGUCAGUCCACCACUCAGACUGAAAUAUCUUAACAACCAUAAGAUGAACAGCCAUGAAAUCUGGUACUGACUUUGGUCAUCCUUUGUAUCUUCCCUUUGUGCCAUCAUGAAGUUGAGGCUUUGAGGAAAAUUACUCAAAAGCUGUUUGGUAGCUUACUCUGAAAUGAGGUACAUUCAUGUCGCCCUCAGAAUGAAUUGUAAAAACUUUGGUGAUCCCUUAACUUCCCUUUAAGACCAUCGUUGGGUCUAUUUGUCCAAUACUUUAGUUAAUUACCAAAUAACUUUACUUAACUGAGUCACUAUCAUAACUGCAUAUUUGUUAGUGACGAGAAAACUAUAUUUUGGAGUAUGUCAGAUUUUGCAUAUUAAAAUGAUAUCUACAUAUGUAAAUUAUUGAUCUUUGUAUUUGAGCUUACAAUACAUGAUUUACUUUCCUGUUUAAAUCAUUAAUUCAAUCAUUUGUGGUGGAAAAUAAAACAUGCAGUUGAAGAGGCAUAAUUGAUGUGACCAAACAGGCUCUGAAAGUUACAAGAUCUUCCUGUCUAAAAAAUUAGCCAUUCACUUGCUGAAUAUCUGUCGUAAGGGUUAUGUGUUGAUUAUUGUUGUGAAAAUGGAGAUAAAUUGUGUUGAGCCUCUGUGGUGCUUCAUUUUACUUAGUGGGAUCUUGUUGCGAAACCUUGACCAAAAGGAAUACUUUUUCUCUGCUGGUUCGCACUGCAAAUGGUGGUCAAGACAUAGUCCAGCACAUAACCCCUUGGCACAUCCCAACGUGUCAUUUAGUCUUAGUCGGGAUUAAACAAACCAGACACAACGUAUUAAUUUGUGAGUUUUAGAGUUGCGCUUCAUCAGAUUUUGUUACUGUUAGAUGGAGCUAGGCUAGCUGUGUUCUGUGCUAAGCUAAACGUCUCCUGGCUUUCAAGCUUCAGACUGGAUUUAACUAAAAAAAAACAACAACUUGUGUUUCUUGGGUGUUACAAGUGUUGUAAAAUGACUGCAGUGAAUGCUUUUGAAAAUAAAGGUAGUAAA
Seriola dumerili (greater amberjack) is the source of this 4458-nucleotide messenger RNA. RefSeq names its product NACHT, LRR and PYD domains-containing protein 3-like. The coding region runs from base 88 to 3216 and encodes 1042 amino acids. The transcript is spliced from 10 exons. Gene Ontology annotation, molecular function: protein binding. The record is from RefSeq and is a predicted model, not a curated record. NCBI's taxonomy places the organism in Eukaryota, Metazoa, Chordata, Actinopteri, Carangiformes, Carangidae.